AUGGCUCUCGAUCAGUAUACCUACAUUUUCGUCAUCGGCACUUUGUUUGCCAUGCUCGAUGCCUUCAACAAUGGAGCCAACGAUGUAGCAAACGCCUGGGCGACGAGCGUCUCGUCCCGAUCCAUCUCAUAUAGACAAGCCAUGAUUUUCGGCACCAUAUUCGAGAUGUUAGGUGCCAUCACGGUCGGCGCUCGCACAGCCGAGACAAUUAAGAAUGGUAUUAUCCCCACCGACGCAUUCCGCGGCGACGCUGGUGUACAGAUGCUCGCCUUUACAUGCGCUUUGGCCGCCGCUUCCACGUGGGUGAUGUGGUGUACUAGACACUCGGCCCACGUUUCGUCAACGUACUCCCUUAUCUCGGCUGUAGCCGGUGUCGGUGUUGCCACUGUCGGUGCUUCUAAAGUUCAAUGGGGCUGGAACGACGGCAAGGGCCUCGGCGCUAUUUUCGCGGGUCUGGGCAUGGCCCCCGUCAUCUCCGGUGGUUUCGCCGCUGUUAUCUUCAUGCUGAUCAAGGUUGUCGUGCACCUCCGCAAGAACCCCGUUCCGUAUGCCGUGUACACGUCUCCGUUCUUCUUCCUUAUCGCCGGCACAAUUUGCACCCUUUCUAUUGUCUAUAAGGGCUCCCCUAACCUCGGCCUGAGCAAGAAGGCCCCUUGGUAUGUCGCAGCUGUUACCAUGGGAACUGGUGGCGGUGUUGCGUUGCUGGCUGCUGUUUUCUUCGUUCCCUACGUACACGCCAAGGUUAUUAGAAAGGACCACGGUGUCAAGUGGUGGAUGUUCGUUUAUGGUCCCCUACUCUUCAAGCGCCCUGUGGUCGAUCAGGCCGACCGCGCCGAUGUUCCCAACUACGCCGUUGUCCAAGACGAGGAAGAGCACUCUUCGUCAUCCACCCACUCCCCCGAAUCCCUCUCCGAAAUCCAACCCGUGUCCAAGGAAACCUCCACCUCGGACAUCGAGAAGACGCCCGCCGAUGUCGAAUCCCGACAACUUACCUCGAAGGAAAUCGCUGCGGCAGGUGAAUCCAAACUCCACGCCAAGCUCCUCAAGAACCGCGGCCCUAUGGGCUGGGCCAUGCGUACGCUCCGUGACAACCCGAUGGGCGCCGGCGAGAUCUACGAAAUGCACAACAUCCGAAUGCUCGCUCGCCGCAUACCCGCCAUGAUCGUCUGCGGUGCCCUCUACGGUCUCCACUACGACAUCCACGCAGCACAAAGCGGAGUCUCAGGAACCCCCGAAGGCAAGCGCAUGGAGCGCGUAUACGCGCACGCGGAGAAGUACCCGAACGAAGUGGAGCACACGUACAGCUUCGUGCAGAUCCUAACGGCGUGCACGGCAUCAUUCGCCCACGGCGCAAACGACAUCGGAAACAGCGUCGGCCCCUGGGCCGUCAUCUACUCCGCCUGGUCGACCGGCAGCGCAGCUGCCUCCAAGGCCCCCGUCCCCGUCUGGCAGCUCGCGGUCCUCUCCGCCACCAUCUCCCUCGGCCUCAUCACCUACGGCUACAACAUCAUGAAGGUCAUGGGCAACAAAAUCACCUACCACUCCCCCAGCCGCGGCUGCUCCAUGGAGAUGGGCGCCGCUAUCACCGUUUUGGUCUUCUCCCAGUUCUCGCUCCCCGUCUCGACUUCCAUGUGUAUUACGGGCGCGACGGUCGGUGUUGGCUUGUGUAAUGGCACGUUGAAGGCGGUGAAUUUUCAGAGGGUGGGACUCUUGCUGCUUUCGUGGAUCGCGACGAUUCCGAUUGCGGGGACGCUGGGGGGCGUGCUGAUGGGGCUGUUCCUUAAUGCGCCGCAUUUUGCUUCGUAG
Messenger RNA from Annulohypoxylon maeteangense, 1806 nucleotides. Its product is annotated as phosphate transporter. Lineage: Eukaryota; Fungi; Ascomycota; Sordariomycetes; Xylariales; Hypoxylaceae. Gene Ontology annotation, biological process: phosphate ion transmembrane transport. The record is from RefSeq and is a predicted model, not a curated record. The transcript has 2 exons. Bases 1 to 1806 code for a protein of 601 amino acids. Gene Ontology annotation, cellular component: membrane.